Messenger RNA from Cygnus olor (mute swan), 666 nucleotides. RefSeq lists its product as uncharacterized. The record is from RefSeq and is a predicted model, not a curated record. NCBI's taxonomy places the organism in Eukaryota, Metazoa, Chordata, Aves, Anseriformes, Anatidae.
AUGGAUAUGUUUUCAAAGGCAAAACCUAGCUCAGAUGUUCAAGCUUUCAUAUUUCCUGUGACCUCCACAAAUCAACGAGGUGUUGGUGUUUGGGGGUCAAACUGGGCACCCUCUUGUUUGCUGAUGGGGAACAUGGAGAAGAAGGCCAACAAGAAGGCCUUGUAUAAAAAGCAGCGUGGCCAGCAGGUCUAGGGAAGUGAUUGUCCUCCUGUACUCGGCUCUGGUGAGGCCGCACCUCGAGUACUGUGUUCAGUUUUGGGCCCCUUCUACAAGAAGGACAUGGAGGUGCUCGAGAGAGUCCAGAGGAGGGCGACGAGGCUGGUGAGGGGUCUGGAGAGCAAGUCUUACGAGGAGCAGCUGAGGGAGCUGGGGUUGUUCAGCCUGGAGAAGAGGAGGCUCAGGGGCGACCUUAUCGCUCUCUACAGGUACCUUAAAGGAGGCUGUAGCGAGGUAGGGGUUGGUCUAUUCUCCCACGUGCCUGGUGACAGGACGAGGGGGAAUGGGCUAAAGUUGUGCCAGGGGAGGUUUAGGUUGGAUAUUAGGAAGAACUUCUUUACUGAAAGGGUUGUUAGGCAUUGGAAUGGGCUGCCCAGGGAAGUGGAUGAGUCAUCAUCCCUGGAGGUCUUUAAAAGACGUUUAGAUGUUGAGCUUAGUGAUAUGGUUUAG